Molecule: messenger RNA, 2309 nt
Organism: Gavia stellata (red-throated loon)
Lineage: Eukaryota; Metazoa; Chordata; Aves; Gaviiformes; Gaviidae
Product: transmembrane protein 68
Exons: 7
Coding region: 24-1016 (330 amino acids)
Cellular component (GO): membrane
Molecular function (GO): acyltransferase activity
Source: RefSeq, a predicted model, not a curated record
GCCGCCGCCGCCAGGGGAAGGAGAUGAUAGGUGGAAAUGAAUCCUGUGCUGCAGGACCGAUACCUAUGUCCUACUUAACCUGCCUGACUUACAUUCUGGGAGAAUGGACUGGUGUGGAGCAUAUUGAAGAUUAUCUGAGUUAUGCGGUCUACCUUUUAUGGGUGCUUUUUCCACUCGCAGUAGUUUUUCUACUUCCAGGAGUUCUUGUCAUCCUCUUCUACACUUCCAUUCUCCUUCUUCAUAUUUAUAAAAGGAAGAACGAACUAAAGGAAGCUUAUUCCCAUGAUUUGUGGGAUGGUGCAAAAGAAAUGUUGGCUACCCUAUGGGAUGGACAUGGAAGAAUAUGGCACGGUUAUGAACUUCAUGGUGCCGACAAUAUUCCUGAAGGACCAGGACUUAUUGUGUUUUAUCAUGGAGCUACUCCUGCUGACUAUCUCUACUUCAUGGCUAGACUUCUUAUACAAAGAAAGAGAUACUGUCACGUAGUAGCUGAUCAUUUCGUCUUUAGAUUACCAGGUUUUAAAAUAUUACUUGAUGUACAUGGAGUUAUGCAUGGACCAAAAGAAGAAUGUGUCAGUGCUCUGAAGAAGGGCUCUCUGAUAGCCAUUGCCCCAGGUGGAGUUCGGGAAGCACUCUUUAGUGAUGAAAUGUAUACUAUUAUCUGGGGUAAUCGGAAGGGCUUUGCUCAGGUGGCCAUUGAUGCAAAAGUGCCCAUCAUUCCUAUGUUUACACAAAAUGUUCGAGAAGGCGUUAGGACAUUAGGAGGAAUAAAAAUACUUCGGUCACUAUAUGAACGUAUUAGAUUGCCAAUAGUUCCUAUGUACGGUGGGUUUCCAGUCAAGCUUCGUACGUUUAUUGGAGAACCCAUUCCAUACGAACAAAAUAUAACUGCUGAGGAACUAACUGCAAAGACAAAAGCAGCACUCCAAGCUCUAAUAGAAAAACAUCAGAAAAUACCAGGAAAUAUAUUUAGAGCUUUAAUGGAACGAUUUCAAACACAAAAGAAAGAUGAUUAAGGUCUUCUGAAUAAACUACUACUUAGUUAUAAUAUUCUUACAGACAUAUUUGUAACUUAUUCAUUCUUCUAAUAAUAGGUUUUAAAUACUGUCCUAAUGAUACUGCCGUUUAAUGUAAGAUAUAAGACACUUUCCCUUGCCCUUCCCCCUGUCCAUUAUCAAGCUCAGGAACCCAAACUUCAAAUCAUUCAUAAUGGGGCAAAGCUUAGUUUUUGAUAAAUGCAUUCCUACUUUGAAAGUGGUGGGGUUUUUAUUUUUUCAAAAAUAACACUGCAAGUCUUUAUGUACAUGGUCUCUUGUCUUCCGCCCCCUCCCCACCCCACUUAUGGUUGCUCUUUAACCUGAAUGUUAGGCCUGUGAUAGAGCUAGAGUCUUACUGUCUUGAUCAUCAUCACUGUAACUAGGUUUUGCAGGCCAGAUUAAUGCCAUACAGCAUUUGUGAAAACUUUCUUUAGGUUGUUACUCUCGUGCUGCUGGAAAACAGUCAGUCUUCUGUGGCCUGCAGAACCUCUAGCUAUACCUGCAAAACCUAUGGUGGAAAGUGUUUAGUUUUACUGGGUGAGCUCAGAAAGAGUCUGGAGGAGUGAAAAUUGAUUAGAGAACUGCAGCAAACCAAGAAUCUUUGUUACGGAAACCAUGCCGAUGCUGUGAAUGAGAACCCUACAGCACAGCUGCUAUUCCAAGCCGAGCCAUACUGGAUAUCUGUCCUGGAGUAGAGAGUUGUCCCGUAUACUUCUCAGUGAAUUUACAAAUUCUCCUUUGAAAGAAUGAGCCAAGCAUUUAAACUUUAAGAAGUGGAAAUGAGAGUACUCUUUAGUAACAUAAGCUCAUAAAGCUUUAUUUUGAAGGAAAGAAAAAAUCAGUACAUCACUCCUUUUAAAAGUAGUAGUUCUUUUGAAAAACAGGAUAGACAUUCCCAAAUACCCUUUAAAUCUAGUAUAUAUGUAAACUGUUAAACAUCCAUAUUCUUCAAACACAGUUAUUUACGUAAGUUAUUAAAUCAGGGUUGAGAGGGAAAUCCUAUAUACCUUCUUUCAAUGAAAACAAUUGAAUGAACAGGAAAGAGUUGCAGGAUUGGGUUUUGUGCACUUACAGUAAAUUAUAUUAUUUUUUUUUUUUUCUGAACUAAAACCUACGCUUUUAUUGUCCAAAUAGGAAAUAUCUGAAAUAUUUCUUCUGAUUGCCAGCAAGUUUAAUCUACAGUUCUUAAAUUAACAUCUGGGAACUCUUUAGUUUUGGGAUGAGGACAAAUUCGUUAAGGAAAGACAAAAGAGUGUUUGGCUAUAUUACAUG